This is a messenger RNA of Dunckerocampus dactyliophorus (ringed pipefish), 1473 nucleotides long. RefSeq names its product ankyrin repeat domain-containing protein 62-like. Gene Ontology annotation, molecular function: protein binding. The transcript is spliced from 8 exons. NCBI's taxonomy places the organism in Eukaryota, Metazoa, Chordata, Actinopteri, Syngnathiformes, Syngnathidae. The record is from RefSeq and is a predicted model, not a curated record. The coding region runs from base 1 to 1473 and encodes 490 amino acids.
AUGAAGAAACUAUUCGGCGGGUUAAAGACCAAACGGUCACAUGAAGCGAAAGAAAUUGAGAAGCUGCACAAGGCUGCGUGGGAGGGCGACAUGUCCAAGCUGAAGGAAUUUGCCAAACUCAUUGACAUCAAUGAGGUCGACAAGCAGAACAGGACAGCACUUCACCUGGCUUGUGCCAGCGGAAUGGUCGAGGUCGUGAAAUUCCUCGUGGAGAACAGAGCCAAGCUCAAUGUAGUUGACAAUCUAAAUAGGUCCCCCUUAAUAAAGGCAGUGGAAGGUCAGAAUGAGGACAUUGUGGAAUUCCUGCUGGAAAACAAUGCUGAUCCUAACCUGAUGGACGUGAAAGGCAACACGGCUUUGCAUUUGGCAUCAAGCAUUCCAUCCAUCUCCAUUGUUCUUAUGCUCGUGAAGCACAACGCUGACAUCAAUGCUCAAAAUCAGGAGGGCCUUUCACCUCUGACUGUGGCGGCCCAAGAGGACAACAUAGAUGUAGCUGACUUUUUGUUGAAGAAAGGUGCUGAUGUUAAUAUUUUGGAUGACAACAAAAGGUCACCAUUGAUGGUUGCUGCCAGCCACGGGCACUCAGACAUGGUGCAAUUGCUCCUGCCGUUCCAAGAAGAUACUACACAGAAGGAAAAGAAAGAACAAUCACCUGAGCACUAUGAUUAUUGUGUCCUCCUGGCCAAGCAUGGUACUCAAAGGCGCCAGCUGGGCUCCUCCCUGUCCCAUAUACGUAAAAGGACCUCAAAAUCAGGCACGGGUAUGUUUACUGCAUUCACAUAUGAUGGAAAUGUUAACAAUAGAGUAAAUGCAGGCAAUUUCUCCUCUGAGUGGAUUGAAGAGUCCAAGCGUCGACUGUUUGAAAUGUGCACGACUACCAUACGCUGCAUCAGGAAUGAAGCCCCCCAAAAGGACACUAAUAAAGUUGAAGACUACCUAAAAGCACUUAAUAAAGACUGUGGUGAGAAGAUUCCUAGGUUCGUAUCACACCACCUGGAUGAAUUACCACCUGAUGGAUUUGGCAACAUGGAUGCCUCAGCGCUGCUCAGCAGAAUGGAGCAGUUGAACCGGGAAGUCUCUAGUCUAAGAGCAGCUAUGAAGAUUCAAGCAAGUGUGAAUGAAAACCUUGGAGCGACUACAGCGGCAAUGAAUCGCCGGGUGACAGCUAUUGAGAGCCUCCGCAGUUCACCAGAGCAGACAGGCGGAACAACUGCAGCUACCCAGGCAGAAGCACCAGUGGCACCGGAAUCUCAGCCACUGGGAAAGAGCGAGGAAGCGCUGCCCAUGUCCACCGGUGAAGCACCUUUGAGAAAAAGCAUCUUGGAAGUGCCCCCAAGUAUCAUCGUGGAGAGCAUUGGCAGAGGAGAGGAACUUCACCCCAAAAGCUGGAUGAUGACGGGAGGGUUCGCUCUGCACAUUGGUGAAGUUACUUUCAUUUUGGACGUUGGCUAUUCGUCUCCGUCGGCCACGUAG